Lathyrus sativus (Indian pea) is the source of this 681-nucleotide messenger RNA. Lineage: Eukaryota; Viridiplantae; Streptophyta; Magnoliopsida; Fabales; Fabaceae. The record is from the annotation of a GenBank genome assembly.
AUGGGCCAAAAAAUACAUCCGCUUGUUUUCCGACUUGGUGCAACUCAAAGUCAUUAUUCUAUUUGGUUUGCAAAACCAACAAUGUAUUCCGAGAAUGUAAAAGAAGAUAAAAUUAUACGAUAUUGUAUCAAUAAUUUUAUACAAAAAACGGUACCCGAAUCCUGUGAAUUCGAGACCGAUAUCUCUAGCUAUGGAAUGGGACGAAUAAAGAUUCAAAAAAGAAUCGAUCUGAUUAAAGUGAUAAUCUAUAUGGGACUUCCAGACUCCUUAAAAGAAAAGGUUAAGGAUCUAAGAGUCGAACAAUUAAAGACUCAAGUGCAAAAAAAAGUAACUUGUGGGAACCGAGAACUCGACCUUGAAAUUACAAAACUUCCAAGUCCUUAUCUUUAUAGAGACGCUAAAAUUGUUGCAGAAUUUUUAAGCGAACUAUUACGGAAUCGAAUUUCGUUUCGUAAAGCAAUGCAAAAAGGUAUUGAAUUAGCUGAACAGGCAGAUACAAAAGGAGUUCAAAUAAAAAUUGCGGGACGUAUGGAAGGAAAAGAAGUUGCACGUGUCGAAUGGAUGAGAGAAGGUAGGGUUCCUCUACAAACCAUUCGAGCUCCAAUGGAUUUUUGUUCCGUUCCACCUGUAACUUUGUUUGGGGUAUUCGGAGUCAAAAUCUGGAUAUUUCAAAACUUCUAA